CGGGUACGAUCAAAAAUGGAGAGAGAUAUUUUGGCAGAAGUGAAUCAUCCUUUCAUAGUCAAGCUUCAUUAUGCAUUUCAAACAGAGGGAAAGUUGUAUCUAAUACUAGAUUUCCUGCGCGGAGGGGACCUUUUCACAAGACUCUCCAAAGAGGUGAUGUUUACAGAAGAGGAUGUCAAGUUCUACUUAGCUGAGCUGGCCUUGGCGUUAGACCACCUCCAUGGUCUUGGAAUUAUUUACAGGGAUCUAAAACCCCCCCGCAUUCUUCUUGAUGAAGAGGGCCACAUUAAGAUAACAGAUUUUGGUCUGAGUAAAGAAGCCAUCGACCAUGACAAGAGAGCGUAUUCGUUUUGUGGGACAAUAGAGUAUAUGGCCCCAGAGGUGGUCAACCGCAGGGGACACACGCAGAGUGCCGACUGGUGGUCUUUUGGCGUACUCAUGUUUGAGAUGCUGACGGGAUCGUUACCCUUUCAGGGAAAAGACAGAAAGGAGACAAUGGCACUCAUUCUCAAAGCCAAGCUGGGAAUGCCGCAGUUCUUGAGCAUAGAAGCCCAGAGCCUGCUGCGAGCCCUCUUCAAAAGGAACCCGUCCAACAGAUUAGGUGCUGGAUUCGAUGGAGUGGAAGAAAUUAAACGUCACCCUUUCUUUGUUACUAUAGACUGGAAUAAACUAUACAGGAAAGAAAUCAAGCCACCUUUCAAGCCCGCAGUGGGACGGCCAGAAGACACCUUUCAUUUUGAUCCAGAGUUCACAUCUCGGACCCCCACAGACUCCCCAGGUGUUCCUCCAAGUGCCAACGCUCAUCAUCUUUUCAGAGGGUUCAGCUUCGUUGCCUCUAACUUGGUGCAGGAGCCUGCACAGCAAGAUGUGCACAAAAUCACCGUCCAUCCAAUUGUGCAGCAGUUACAUGGGAACAACAUUCACUUUACAGACGGAUACGAGAUCAAGGAGGACAUAGGAAUUGGCUCCUAUUCAGUGUGCAAGAGAUGUGUUCAUAAAGCUACAGAAACAGAGUUUGCAGUGAAGAUAAUUGAUAAGAGCAAGAGAGACCCCUCUGAAGAAAUUGAGAUCCUCUUGCGAUAUGGACAGCAUCCAAAUAUCAUUACUCUUAAAGAUGUCUAUGAUGAUGGGAAAUAUGUGUACCUGGUGAUGGAGCUGAUGCGGGGAGGCGAGCUCCUGGACCGCAUUCUUCGGCAGAAGUGUUUCUCAGAGCGGGAGGCCAGCGCUGUGCUGUGCACCAUCACCAGGACUGUGGACUACCUGCACUCUCAGGGCGUGGUGCACCGAGAUCUCAAGCCAAGUAAUAUCCUCUACAUGGAUGAGUCAGGAAACCCAGAUUCCAUCAGGAUCUGUGACUUUGGGUUUGCCAAGCAACUGAGAGCGGAGAACGGGCUGCUCAUGACUCCCUGCUACACGGCCAAUUUUGUCGCCCCUGAGGUCCUUAAACGCCAAGGUUACGAUGCAGCCUGUGACAUCUGGAGCUUGGGGAUCCUGCUGUAUACCAUGUUGGCAGGGUGA
Messenger RNA from Fulmarus glacialis (Northern fulmar), 1518 nucleotides. Its product is annotated as ribosomal protein S6 kinase alpha-2. The transcript has 15 exons. Gene Ontology annotation, molecular function: magnesium ion binding; ATP binding; ribosomal protein S6 kinase activity. Lineage: Eukaryota; Metazoa; Chordata; Aves; Procellariiformes; Procellariidae. The record is from RefSeq and is a predicted model, not a curated record. Gene Ontology annotation, biological process: intracellular signal transduction; protein phosphorylation. The coding region runs from base 16 to 1518 and encodes 500 amino acids.